Molecule: messenger RNA, 3102 nt
Organism: Anopheles darlingi
Lineage: Eukaryota; Metazoa; Arthropoda; Insecta; Diptera; Culicidae
Gene: meru
Exons: 7
Coding region: 223-2784 (853 amino acids)
Source: RefSeq, a predicted model, not a curated record
CAAGAGUGUCUAAUGAGAAGUGAACUGCAAAGAAAAUCUAACAAGCGAACUAAAAACACGGAAACGGUACGGUGUACAGUAGUAGAUAGCAGUGCAGCAGUGUAGCAACUCGAUAAACAGAUAAGCGGCAGAAUCUGCGGUGCGGUGAAACGGUAUCGUGCCUGCUUCACGGUGAUGUGAUUUCUCAACACGCAACACGGACGAGCCACCAGACGAUUACAAAUGGCGCCCCAAAACUCGACCCUGAUCAACGAUUCGACGGGUUCGGCCACGGUGCCGGUCGCAACCUCGGCCGAGGAGCUAAGCAACUUUAGUCCAAUCCUGCCACCCAGGAACCACAGUCAUCGUCAUCACCACCACCAUCACCAUCGCCAUCAUCACCACAAGGGCGAGCAGAUGGAGCAAGAUACGACGAAAACCUCGAACGAAGGGGCCAAGGACUCAACAGCAAACGCCAAAAGCGGAUCCCUCACCGGUGCCGAUGGUGGCAAACCGACAAACCACGCCAAAGGCCUACAGGGCCCAACACGAGCCACGACGUCACGUAGUGGAAGCUUCCGAAUGGCCGACCCAACCGACGAUCCGCUGACGUCACUGCAGAGUAUGCCCUACCAAAGGUCGGGCUACGGCAACGCACUGGACACGGACGGCAAGUGUGGCACGGGUCGCGGCACGGUGAAGCGAGAGCUGCUCAGCUCCAUUCCCUGUCAUCAGCAUACCCAUCACGCACCGAGCAAGUAUCCGGAAAGCAUCGAAUCCGAUGAUGCUCUCGAGAGCUCACCAGAACCGCCGGUGGAAACUGUGGCCACCGCUCAGAACGAACCAAGUACUUCCACCGUCCCCGGCACCACCAGCAGUGACGUAGAAAUACCGAUCUGGAUUCGCGGCGAGGCACGGUUCGUGUCGGGCAUCAACGAGGCCACCACUUGCUGCAACAUCAUCCGUGCCCUGAUCGAUGACGAGGUUCAGAAUGGAAAUUAUGGACCGGAAGAUGUCGCAGUAUCGCGUGACGUGAACGAUUACGUGAUAAUAGAACGAUGGCGUGAGGUCGAACAAGUGCUGACCGGCGACACACGAAUCCUUUCCAUCUGGAACGCGUGGGGCAAUGCAAAGAGCGAGGUGCAGUUCCGCUUGAGGAUCAAUAAAACUAACAUGGAAAAGGGUGCCGUCGGUGACAAGGAGAACAAAUCCAAAAAACAGAAGGAGAAAAUUGGCCUCAUCAAUCGAAUGAUGCGCAAGGUUCUGAAGCAAGGCGAAGCCAUUCAAAAUCAUCUUUCGCAAAUCAGUCAAAAAUCCACGGAGAAGCGUCAGCAGGACAAAUUCCGCAAGUACGUGCGCAAGAACUGUGGCAAGCACCUGAUCAUGGAAAACUUCCUGCACGAUGCGGCCACCAAUCUGUCGGACGACCUGUCGGUCGACGGAGAACCGCUUGUCACCGAAAACGGAGCGACGGUGGUUUCCUCUGGUCGUGACAAGGAUCGAGGACGUUCGUCUGAGGGCAAAGAGAAGGUUCGGCGUAGUACCUUCCCGGGAAAGCUUCUUUUUUCCGCACGCAAAGAUAACUCGGCAGGAAAUGGUAGCGGUGGUAGUAGCAGCACAGCAGCCAAAGAAGCAUCCGCUGGACGGGUGUUGAGAAAUUUGCUGUUCGAAUCGUCCGAUCAGUUGGUGGAUGGGCUGAAGGCGAACGAAGAUGAGUUGCUGCUCGUGAUCGAUCACACAUCCGACAGCGAUAGUGGCAUCUUUACCAACAAUGCACUGAGCCGUCGUGAUACGCUACCGAAGCGACCGAACUUUGGCUCGAUGGUAGAGAUCGAUCGGUACACCAAGGAGACGGAAGAAGAGCUGGUCGAGUUUCAGGAUCGCGGAUGUAGCGAUACGGUCCGGCGUCAGCAGAAGUAUCAUCGGUCGAAGCGUCGUUACGAUUCACUGCGCUGCCAUCAUCAAAACCGACGACGGUUGGAGAGUGCUGCGUCGGAAGAUGAUGGUGUCGCAUCGUCGGCCGGUGGACAUGGGCGUACGUCGGAUCUUGAGCAGGAGCUAGUGGAGCUUGUCGCUGACGAAUCACUCGCCGAUGGACCACCGGAGACGGUGUCUGAUGGUGAUGAUGAUGCAGAUGCCGAUGACGACCUGACGCCACCGGUCGAUGACUUUGAGUCUGGCGAGCAGCUGGACCUGCACCGGGGAACGUUCAACCGGACAUCGUUCCGAUUCGAUCUAAUCCGACAGGAGAUCGAGAUCAAAACUUCCGAGAUGCAGCAUCUGCUCGAGCAAGAGGAGGCUCUGCUGCGUCGGCUGAAGCUGAAGAGUGCCAAAUUCCAUGCCGAGAAUCAAAUCUACCGUUCCCACAUUGCGCUCGACUUUCACGUCGAGCGACUGCAGAACUCGAUCGAUCGGUGCGCCCAAGAGAUCAUCGACAUUGAGCAGCAACUGCUUGAGACGAAAAUGGAGAUCGAGGAGAAGUCACCGCUGAUCGACAACCUGCGCGCUCUGCUCGAGGCUCAGGAAGCUGGCCAAUGCUACCGGCGCCCGAUAGUCGCCAAGGCACAGGACCAACGGUACGGCAUAACGACCCACUUCCCUUCCGGUGGUUCUGUGGAUGGUACGGGCCAGAGUGCUGACACGUGCUUCACGCAGGUGCCCGCAGCCACCACCACCCGCGAUGCUACCUCCUCGCGCACCAGUCUCACGUUGUCGUCCAAGCGCAAAUCCGUGCCGGGCGCCGAGGUAGAGUUUGUGGACAAUAUUUACGAGUUUUGUGAUAAUAACCAGAGUUUUGUAGUUUAGACUAAGGGCCUUGUUGCCUUGCCAACCGUUAAUUGAUUGAUAGGCUUAUGGAAACGCCACGUAUAUUCCUACCCAUAUAUUUAUCGUUAGAGGAUGUUUGAUGAGAUUAUGGUGGAAGAAGGGAAACAUUGUUUCUUGUUAACAUGUACUCGUUUAGUGCUGCUCAUAACGAUCGGUGAACGCUUAUGGUACGAGAAGUUAUUUAAACACCAUCGAAUAUAUUUUAUCUGUUAUACGAAAACGACACCUUUACGGUAGUGGUGCGAUAUUUAAUAAAUAUUUACCAACGAAUUAAAUCGCAGAACUCGGUGCUGGGAU